This is a messenger RNA of Habropoda laboriosa, 2627 nucleotides long. Its product is annotated as polynucleotide 5'-hydroxyl-kinase NOL9. Lineage: Eukaryota; Metazoa; Arthropoda; Insecta; Hymenoptera; Apidae. Gene Ontology annotation, molecular function: polynucleotide 5'-hydroxyl-kinase activity. The record is from RefSeq and is a predicted model, not a curated record. The transcript has 7 exons. Gene Ontology annotation, cellular component: nucleus. The coding region runs from base 247 to 2562 and encodes 771 amino acids. Gene Ontology annotation, biological process: cleavage in ITS2 between 5.8S rRNA and LSU-rRNA of tricistronic rRNA transcript (SSU-rRNA, 5.8S rRNA, LSU-rRNA).
UAUCGCGGCAAACAUGCGUCGUUCGAGAACGAUGACGGAAUUAUAGGUUACGGUGAGUUUUAGUCUAAUCGGCAGAAAAUACAUUGAUCAGAGACCUGAGCUUUCUCUAAAUGAAAAAGUUCAAAAGAAGAAUUGCGAAAGGUGGCGGGACAAAAGCUAACAUUGGACAUAUAGGAAGGUACCGCAGUACAAAGUGAAAGGCAAGUUCGUUCUGCAAAGAGAAAACUUUUUCUCAAAUAUUCGAGUAUGAAUCCUUCGUUUAGGAGAAAGGAAGGUGUUGGAAAGAAUUCGUUAAGCAAGGAGGAAUUAGCGCCAGAGUAUGAUUUAAAAGCAAAGAAAAAUACAUACAUGAGGAAGAAGGAGGGGCAACAUUCUGCGGAUGGUUCCUUAGAGAGAAGUGGCGACACUGUGGUGGAAGCAGCACGGUUAGCCAGAAGAAGAGCUGACAAGCGGUAUUGUUACAUUACAGAGCAAAGAAACAUAGGUUCACCUGUAAUAGUUAAAGUGCAUUCAGAAAGCUUGUCUUUGUUCCAUAUACCAAAAGUACUUAGAAGUCCAAACGAGGGAGUACAAACGAAAAAGGAUACUUCAGAGAACGUCUCGGUACACGAAAAUGGUAGAACUUGCGAGAGGAUAGUUACCGAAUUGUUAAAGACUGAUCAGAAAUUAGGAACAGGUAGGAAACCAUCGCAGAACAUUUGUAACGAUGUUCGUGCUAGACCAGGGAAAUCUGGCAAACCGUGCAGGGUACGCGGCAACGUUACCAACGUUCAUAGUGCGGGUGAAAUAAUUAGCAACGUGAAGAAUGACAACCAGUACCCGAUACGAUUCUACUGUCUUCGGAACAAAGUUGUGGUUGUAAUGUCAAAAGGAGCAAGUUUCCACUUUGUCGGGAAAUUAGUUGCUCGAGUAUUACACGGGGCGAUAAGAGUUUACGGAUACGUUAUUACCACGGAGAACGAUUCGAUGGAAAUUUAUUCACCAAAAGGAUAUGGUAACGUUUCGAUCGAAACCAGCGAGAAAUUUUCGGAAAACACAAAAUUGGACAUAUGGAGAACGCUUUCUCUGGAAGGUAUCGAUCGAGACAGGGAGAAUAAAUUGGUGACCGAUAUCGAGCAACUUGAACCUGGCAUGGCGGUCGUUUUGUUCUCGAAUUUGGAAAACCAAUUGACCCAAUUUCUGAACGCUUUUUAUCCAUUUCGACUGUUUCCGAGAAUAAGAAAUUCGUCGUACGAGAGUUGGACGAAUCUAAAGAGAGCCGAAGAAAUAUUGCAGUCGAACAUUUACAUCGGUCGCGCGGAUCAGAAACAAUUGAGGAUCGAACCGCGCGUUCUGGAAGAAAUUUCGGUGAAAAUGUUGAACCGUUGGCGCGCGAACGAAUGGUCGUGUACGUUAAUCGCGGGCGGAAACGGUGUCGGGAAAUCAGUUACGUCUCGUUACAUGGUAAAUAGCCUGCUACCCGUCUCUAAGAUGGUAGUUCUCGUGGACGUAGAUAUAGGUCAAGCGGAAUGCACACCACCCGGCUGUAUAUCGUACUGUGUAAUCGACCAGCCUCUAAUGGGACCAAAUUUCACGCAUUUAAAGACUCCGGAAUAUCAAUUGUACAUGGGAGAUGUGAGCGUCGUACCGUGCAUCACGCGAUACAUCGAAGGGAUGAAAAUGUUGAUGGAUAAAUUGUCGAAUUGUCCGAUCCUUUCACGAUUGCCGAUCGUUGUCAACACGAUGGGUUUCUCCCAAGGUAUCGGCUGGGAUAUUAUCACGUUUACCAUCAAAUUGAUUCGGCCAUCGUUCUUGUUACAAAUAAUGUCGGAAAAGUCGAAGAAUAACUAUAUCGGGUACCUGAGCAAACAAGUGGUAAAUCGACAGGUAGUUCCAUGGUCGACGUGGAAGACGAAUGUUAUCGUUUGGAGCGAACCGUGCGACCACCAAUUGUUCGUGGCGAAUUCGCAAGUGAAACAUAAGGGGGGGACAUCAGAACAGGAAAAUUGGAAUUUGGAACCGUAUAAAAAGCGGGAACUCGUAAUGGUCUCUUACUUGAGCGAAAUUGAGCAGAAACCUGGGAAUACGAUGACGCAGUACGACGCUACGUCGGUUGCUUUCAACGAAGCUGUACCAUACGUGAUACCUUUCGCAUCGUUGUUUAUUUCGAUUUCACGAGCAUCGGUACCUCUGUCUCACGUGUUGAACGUGGUGAACGGCAAUAUAGUGGCAUUGUGCGGAAUCGACGCGGAAACCAACGAAUCUGAAGUGUGUGAAAUUACGUUCGGUCUUCGAGUAUUGAGCAGACCACCCCUUUGCAGUUGUUACGGAUUUGGUAUCGUUAGGGGAGUUGACCUGGAGCGAGAAGAAAUAUUCUUAAACACACCGUUACCGGUUUCUAUGAUGCAGCACGUAAAUUGUUUGGUGGGAUGUAUACCGCUGCCUACUACGCUUCUACAAUCGGACAAACAAAAGAACGUACCUUACACCGGUGAAAACGACGCCUUACCGAUGAGUCGAGAACACCGAAGAGGAUACUUUCGUAUGCGAUACCAGAGGGAGCAAAACAAUGCUCGACGAUGACGACGAUUACGACGACAGUUUUGCUUAUAUCGCUGAAAAAAAGCUCUACACACACACACACACAC